Molecule: messenger RNA, 2133 nt
Organism: Lachancea fermentati
Lineage: Eukaryota; Fungi; Ascomycota; Saccharomycetes; Saccharomycetales; Saccharomycetaceae
Source: the annotation of a GenBank genome assembly
AUGAGUUCCAGGGUUCUAAGAAAGCUAGGGAAUGAUGAUUUAGAAGCAACUCUCGCCAAGCUCACUCAGAAAAACAACGAAGAUGUAGAGCCGAGGGCGUCACCUUUGAAGAAGGCGCAAAACGUGAACUUCUUCGCAUUAAUGAACGACGAUGACGAUGAGCAGGAACAAAGUGAUGAAUCGGAGAAUUUGGGUGUGGAAAGCCAGCCAGAAUCAAUCAAAGAUUCACAGUCUCAUUUGGAAAAGCCUUCUCCUGUUUUAUUACCCUCUAAAUCACAGAAAAAGAAGAAUAAAAAGAAGAGGAAAUCCAAACAAAAACCAACUCCAAAGAACUAUAACUCCGAGCAGGACGAUAGGGAGAGUGAUGAGGAGCUUUCUCUUCUAAUCAAGCAAUUCCAAAAAAAAGAUUUUGAAAAAUCAGGCCUUACCGAUCGUGCAAUUUCUGAAAACUCUGAUUCUGAAUAUGACACGGCACAUGAGGAGGACUAUAAUCAAGAGAAAAGAGGAUACGACAUCAGGUAUGAUCCUGGAUUUACAAGAUACAAAUCAUAUAAUGAGAUCUUAGCAAUAUUUGGUGAGCUAGAUAUGAAGAGUUUAAAUCCCGAUAAUGAGUUUAAGUUGUUGUUUGACGAUAUCUCUGCAGAAGCUUUAGCUGAUGUAGAUUCAAUGACUUCAACACAUGUAUCACCUCAGGUUCUUAAGCAACUGGAAAGAAUGAAACGACUAGUUCGUAACUGGGGUGGUAAAGAUCACAGAUCGGUUCCAAACGGGUCCGCCGUGCGCCGUCUGGCUUUUACGAAAAUCAGAGAUGACUGGUUGCCCACAACAAGAGGGGAACUAGUUAUGAAAGCGCUUUCAUCGGAGGAUAUUGAGAAUUGGCUCUGCUGGAUGCGCCCACAGGAUUGGAGGGAUGAAAUCAAAAAGACCACUAAUAAGUGGCUGUCCAAAGGAUUUGAAUUCUUUAAGUUUGAACCUUUAAGUUCCGAAAUAAGCAGAAAGGAAAUGACAGAGUUUUAUAUGAGUGUGGUUUUGCAUCCAGACCAUGAGGCAUUGAUAAAUCUUAUAUCAUCAAAAUAUCCCUAUCACGUUCCAAGUUUACUGCAAGUUGCAUUAAUAUUAGUUAGACAAGGCGAUAAGACGAACUCAAAUGGACUGGUUGAACGUGCAUUAUUUGUUUUCGAUCGUGCUUUGAGAGCCAACAUUACGUUUAACGGAAAAUCAUGUCAACUACCCUAUAUCUUUUUUUUCAAUAGACAGUUUUAUCUGUCUAUUUUCAGAUAUAUUCAGAUCAUUUCCCAAAGAGGUGCUAUUUCUACUGCAAGCUGCUGGUGCAAAGUACUCUGGUCAUUAUCUCCUCUUGAAGAUCCUCUAGGAUGCAGAUACUUCCUUGAUCACUUCCUUUUAAUCAAUGAAGAGUACACCUUCUUAUUAAAAACUGCGAAGUCUCCUCUUGUGACUACUUACACACAAUGGUAUACACUUGGACUUUCCCUAGGAUCUGUAUUGAGCUAUCUACGCCUAGAUUCUAUUAACGAAGCACGAAAUGAACUGCGAAAAUGUUUUCAGUACCACGCUGCUGCUUUGAAGCGAAUUUUUAUCGAAGUCACAGCAGGCGAUCAGAAUUCAUUGGGGAAAUUGUUGAAACUUGCUGAAAAUAAUACGAACACUUUGGAAUCCAAAGCUUACAUUCUACGCAUGAAAACACUAUGGGGGGUAUCAGAUUUGAAAUUUUUCCAUGACGAAAUGGUUCCGAUUAUCAAAGAAUACAAUAGUGGCUCACUGCAGAUUGAAAUUCAAGAAGAGGUCAGUUUGGACAACAAUUUUUUUAUCCAAGGCAUACCUGUUAACCUUUUGCGUUUUGCAAUUUUAUCACAAGAGUCACCUGUGAUGGCAUGCAUCCCAGAAAGUAUCUGGUCUACUCACGAUGUGUAUGAGUUUGAUGUUUUACCUCCAGUUCCAACAGAUAAAGAGAGUAUGGAAGUUGUUGAAACGAUAAAAACUCAUAUAAGUGAGGAAGAUUUGAGUAUUCAUCAAUUGGAAAUGAUGCAAGACGAAACCAUUCUGAAUCAAAUUAGACAACUUUCAUUGGAACAGUUUAUGCAAGAAAAUCCGAAUGCAGGAAUUGAAGAAUGA